AUGACUUUGUCAAGUCGGCAAAAUGUUUUGCAGACAUUUUUUCCCAUUUCUGAUGGCCACGGGGGCCCAGAAGCGGGCGAUUUCGCAAGGAACAACUUAUGGCAAAAACUAACGCAACAGAAAGGGUUUUAUUCAGAAGACCCAUUUCAGAUCGUCAAAGCAAUUAAAGAUGGUUUUGUCUAUGUACACAAGGAAAUGUGGAAACAGAUCUAAAAUAACUUGUGGUAUAGUUUAUAAAAAGUGAAAAAAAUCCCAAGAGAAAGUGACCUUUUUGAGCGAAGCUACAGUUGUGUUACAGGGGACAGGGCUGUUGACAAUUUGAGUGCUCUCUUAUUUUAAACACCUAUUUCAGACUUUAAGUAAAGCUAUAUAAAUGUUAAAAGCAGACGAACAAUAAAGAAUGAAUACAAUUUAGACAAAACAACUUUAUUCACCAUAGAGUUCUAGGAAUUGCUUGAAAUAUUCUGACAAACAUAUCACUUCAAUUCAAUUCGUUUUAACAGAUGUUGUGCGAAGGACCUUCGCUAGUGAAAUUUUUUUCAAUGGUAGGUGAAAAAGCGUUUGAAUGGAGAUGAUGUUCUUCCAAGGAGACCAGUAUCGCUAUAAGAUCUCUCCUGAUCAAGUUAAAGACGGCGUCAGUGCAAUGGAGGAUUACUUACAAUCUAUUGCUGAGAGAACCCCAGCAGGGACAGGGUUACCACUCAUCAGCAAGUUAAAAAUUCCCUGAAUUUUCACUGACCUUUCAUUCAAGAGAAACAAUCGAUGUUUACGUUCGCUUUAGCUUUUUGUUCAGGCUACUGAUAUUUUUCUCUUCAUUUACAAGCUCUUUCCACUCUUUGCAGAAAGAGGAAAAAAGAAUUUGGAAGAAAGAAUUAACAAUGAAAACCACUGACCACAACUAUCACAUGUGUCAGGCAUAG
Molecule: messenger RNA, 920 nt
Organism: Porites evermanni
Lineage: Eukaryota; Metazoa; Cnidaria; Anthozoa; Scleractinia; Poritidae
Source: the annotation of a GenBank genome assembly